CCAUGUCGGUCACAAUCAACUCGUCUGCUAUUUCAGAUCCGCAUCCACCAGUAUUUUUUAUAAGUUACUGUUUAGUUAAGACUAUUAGUUAACAACGCAAAAAUGAUUAGAUUUACUGUAAAUAUUUUAAAACAAAUGUCAUUCACCUGUGUAACGAGAUUGACGAGUACUCCAAACGACAGCUUACUUUAUUUGGUUAGAUCGUUGUACAUAACCUCCAAUGCAAGUGCAGAAAGGAGAGAUUUGAGAACUUACAGAAUGUCAAUGGGAAAACCUAAUAAACUUGCUAUUGCUGGUGAACAGUCUGUUGAAAUUGACAACCUUGGUGACCAGAAUGAUCUCUUUCCUGACAUAAAUACUCCAAACAGACUAUUCGAUGGAAUUCCAUUUAAAGAGUUACCUAUCUUUAAUAUUAAAUGUUGUCCUAACAACACAAUUAUAACUCUCACAGACUUUAAAGGAAAAGUACACAUUAUCAGAUCAUGCGGUAUUGAAGGUUUCAAAACGGCCAAAAAAGGAACAAAUAUCGCAGCACAAACAACAGCAAUUUCAAUGAGUGGAAAAGCAUUGGCACUUGGUGUCAGGACAGCGAGAGUCAGGAUACAAGGAUUAGGACCUGGUCGUUUGGCUGCAGUGAAAGGUCUUCAAAUGGGUGGUACAAACAUAGUUUCAAUUACAGAUCAUACUCAUGUAUCAUGGAACCCACCAAGACCAAGAAAACAGAGAAGAGUUUAAUCUAGUUAUUUACUAUGCUGCAAUAUAUCUUAUAUUUGAGUGGAAAUUGCGAGAAAAAUAAAGAACAAUGAACUUUCCUAAGAAUCAAGUAUUUGACUCUAGUCUAGUUCCCGGAUACAAUGGAGUAGGUACAUGGGAAUACAGACUUUCUGCAGUCAAUUUGUAGAUACCAAAGAAGACAAGCCUAUACAUCAAUGUGAAGUGAGCAAUAGAGAUAAGCUCGGGACUCUCUCCGAGCCAUCCCCAGCCAGCAGCAAUGGCACUUUGACCAGUGAAAGUACUGUGACCAACAUAACCCUCAGCCAAAGGUAAACAAGCUGGUUGAACGCUUUCAGACCAUUCGAUC
This is a messenger RNA of Phymastichus coffea, 1081 nucleotides long. RefSeq names its product small ribosomal subunit protein uS11m (gene mRpS11). Gene Ontology annotation, molecular function: structural constituent of ribosome; mRNA 5'-UTR binding; small ribosomal subunit rRNA binding. Gene Ontology annotation, cellular component: ribosome; mitochondrial small ribosomal subunit. Bases 103 to 735 code for a protein of 210 amino acids. The record is from RefSeq and is a predicted model, not a curated record. NCBI's taxonomy places the organism in Eukaryota, Metazoa, Arthropoda, Insecta, Hymenoptera, Eulophidae. The transcript is spliced from 6 exons. Gene Ontology annotation, biological process: translation; ribosomal small subunit assembly; maturation of SSU-rRNA from tricistronic rRNA transcript (SSU-rRNA, 5.8S rRNA, LSU-rRNA).